UACAAAGGAUUUUUCAAAUAGAGAAAGAGGGAACCAAGCAGGCCCAAUGUCUCCAAUGCUACCAAUCUAUAUGAUCGACAGACAGCGGCAGCACCACCAGCAAGAACAGAGCAUGGCUAGCUGGAGAUACGUCGUUGCAGUUGUUGCCAUGCUGGUUGUGUUGGCCCCGUGCGACGAGGCAGUGAAGGUUCACGUAAGCAUCCUCAACCGGCUGGGGAAGGGGAGGAGCAUCGACAUCCACUGCCAGUCCAAAGACAAUGACCUCGGCCUGCACACGAUCCCUGAUGGCGGCGAAUACGGGUGGGAUUUCUCCGUGAAUGCCUUCGGCUCCACGCUUUUCUACUGCGACCUGGCAUGGGAGGCCGUCCCCGAGUUCCACUUUGAUGCCUAUGCCUACUGGAGGGACCAGAACCGGUGCAGCUCGCAGUGCUCGUGGCUUCUAGCCCAGGAGGGCGUGUAUGGCCUCAACGAGGGGACUGGCCUCUGGGAAUUUAUGUAUGCCUGGGGUAGUUAAUUGCCCAUUGGGUGUUUGUUCCAUGGAAACCCUCCUCAUGAAGUGUCUAACUAAGCUCUAGUAAAUGUUCUCUGUACCAUCCAUGCCAUGGACAGAUGAACUUGUGUGAUCAAUUAUUAUGCAAGG
This is a messenger RNA of Elaeis guineensis (African oil palm), 640 nucleotides long. Its product is annotated as self-incompatibility protein S1-like. The record is from RefSeq and is a predicted model, not a curated record. NCBI's taxonomy places the organism in Eukaryota, Viridiplantae, Streptophyta, Magnoliopsida, Arecales, Arecaceae.